Rhineura floridana is the source of this 5584-nucleotide messenger RNA. It is a transcript of the gene NNT, whose product is annotated as nicotinamide nucleotide transhydrogenase. The transcript has 22 exons. The record is from RefSeq and is a predicted model, not a curated record. Gene Ontology annotation, cellular component: mitochondrial inner membrane. Gene Ontology annotation, biological process: NADPH regeneration; proton transmembrane transport. Lineage: Eukaryota; Metazoa; Chordata; Lepidosauria; Squamata; Rhineuridae. Bases 339 to 3602 code for a protein of 1087 amino acids. Gene Ontology annotation, molecular function: NAD binding; NADP binding.
CUCCUUUUGGGAGAGGCGAGAGCGGCUUCUCGCCACGUGACCUCGGCUCGCUCUUUCUACCUAGACAGGAUAUCAGCGUGUGUGCGCGUCUGUUCGCUUUGCUCUCCCAUCCAGUCUCCCUCCGAUUCUGGGCCGCUGGCGGCUUCAGCUCCGCCCACUUGGCUGGGGCUUCGCGCCGGCACAGUUCCCCGCUUCCCGUCUCACGCCGGCUGUAGCGAGACGGGAAGGUCAGCGCGAAAGCAAAUUGGCAAACCGGGGCGAUCGGGCAGGGCGCAAAAGGGCGGGACAGCUGUGUGGCUUCCUAACGGGCUGAUCAUUCAUGCUGGAUCUCGGGCAACAUGACAAGUCUUCUUCUGCGUACAGUUGCUACUAGCUGCUCCAGUCCUCUUUUCAGCAAUGUGCUGUGUCACAAGGUGAAGACUGUGAAGACGCCAUGCCUUCGAGCAUUCCGCAUACACCGGGUGCUAUGGUGCCAGGCGCCUGUCAAACUAGGUAUCCCAUAUAAACAACUGACUGUGGGCGUUCCCAAGGAGAUCUUUCAGAAUGAGAAGAGAGUUGCCUUGUCACCCGCAGGGGUUCAAGCUCUGGUUAAACAAGGGUUUAACGUCGUUGUGGAGUCAACUGCAGGAGAUGCUUCCAAAUUCUCUGAUGACCAUUAUAGAGAGGCAGGGGCACAGAUCCAAGGGAUAAAGGAAGUCUUGGCUUCAGAUUUAGUUGUCAAAGUGAGGGCUCCGAUGUUUAACCCAGCGCUCGGCACGCAUGAGGCAGAUCUGUUUAAGUCAUCUGGUACCCUUAUCAGUUUUAUCUACCCAGCUCAAAACCCAGACCUCCUGAACAAGCUAGCUGAAAGAAAAACUACAGUCUUGGCUAUGGAUCAGGUCCCACGUGUGACUAUUGCUCAAGGAUAUGAUGCUCUCAGCUCCAUGGCCAACAUUGCUGGUUAUAAGGCUGUUGUGUUAGCAGCCAAUCACUUUGGUCGUUUUUUUACGGGUCAGAUCACAGCAGCCGGCAAAGUCCCUCCAGCUAAGGUUCUAAUCAUUGGCGGUGGAGUUGCUGGGUUAGCAUCUGCAGGAGCAGCUAAGUCAAUGGGAGCUGUAGUUCGUGGGUUUGAUACCAGAGCUGCAGCACUGGAACAGUUCAAAUCACUUGGUGCAGAGCCUUUAGAGGUUGACCUAAAAGAAUCUGGGGAAGGCCAGGGAGGCUACGCAAAAGAGAUGUCUAAAGAGUUCAUUGAAGCUGAGAUGAAACUCUUUGCCAAGCAAUGCCAAGAGGUUGACAUUAUUAUCACAACAGCACUCAUUCCUGGUAUAAAAGCUCCAAUCCUCUUUCGGAAAGAUAUGAUUGAACUGAUGAAGGAAGGCUCAGUUGUUGUAGAUCUAGCUGCUGAAGCCGGGGGAAACAUUGAAACUACGAAGCCAGGAGAGCUCUAUAUUCACAAGGGAAUUACACACAUAGGUUACACAGACCUUCCCAGCAGAAUGGCUACCCAAGCCAGCACCUUGUAUUCCAAUAACAUCACCAAGCUCCUAAAGGCCAUUAGCCCGGACAAAGAGAAGUUCUACCUCAACAUAAAGGAUGAAUUUGACUAUGGUACUCUAGACCAUGUUGUAAGAGGAACAGUGGUAAUGAAGGAUGGAAAGGUGAUUUUUCCAGCGCCACCUCCAAAGAAUGUUCCUCAGGCAGCACCCGUGAAGCAAAGGACUGUGGCUGAGCUGGAAGCAGAAAAAGCAGCCACUGUUACACCGUUCAGGAAAACAAUGACAACUGCUUCUGCAUACACAGCAGGACUUGCUACUAUGCUUGGGCUGGGUGUUGCAGCUCCAAAUUCAGCUUUCACCCAGAUAGUGACAACCUUUGGCUUAGCUGGGAUUGUUGGGUACCACACUGUGUGGGGUGUGACUCCUGCGCUCCACUCACCACUCAUGUCUGUGACGAAUGCCAUCUCAGGGCUGACGGCAGUUGGUGGAUUGGCCCUAAUGGGGGGGAAAUACUUCCCUGAAACGAUGCCUCAAAGCCUUGCAGUUCUUGCAGCUUUUGUGUCUUCUGUCAACAUUGCAGGUGGCUUCCUAGUCACCCAGAGGAUGCUGGAUAUGUUCAAGCGUCCUACUGAUCCUCCUGAAUACAAUUACUUGUAUCUGUUGCCUGCUGGCGUCUUUGUAGGGGGAUAUGGAGCAGCUCUUCAAAGCGGGUAUAACAUUGAACAGAUGAUGUACCUGGGAUCAGGCUUGUGCUGUGUUGGUGCUCUGGCUGGCCUCUCUACCCAAGGAACAGCUCGACUUGGCAAUGCUUUGGGCAUGAUAGGCGUUGCUGGGGGUUUGGCAGCUACUCUUGGAGGUCUGAAACCAUCACCUGAACUGCUAGCGCAGAUGUCGGGCGCAAUGGCCCUUGGGGGCACCAUAGGUCUGACAAUUGCUAAACGUAUCCAGAUUUCGGAUUUACCUCAGUUAGUGGCUGCCUUCCACAGCUUGGUUGGCCUGGCUGCUGUUCUCACCUGUGUAGCCGAGUACAUGAUUGAGUAUCCCCACUUUGCAACUGAUCCAGCUGCAAACCUCACCAAGAUUGUGGCUUACCUUGGCACAUAUAUCGGAGGUGUAACCUUCAGUGGCUCUCUUAUUGCUUAUGGAAAGCUGCAGGGUAUCCUGAAUUCUGCCCCACUCCUCUUACCAGGCCGGCACUUAUUGAAUGCCAGUUUGCUAGCUGCAAGCAUUGGAGGGAUGAUCCCCUAUAUGAUUGAUCCUAGUUAUACAACUGGGCUGACCUGUUUAGGGUCUGUGUCCGCUUUGUCUGCUGUUAUGGGUGUCACUUUAACAGCAGCCAUAGGAGGGGCUGACAUGCCAGUUGUUAUUACUGUACUGAACAGCUAUUCUGGCUGGGCACUCUGUGCUGAAGGAUUCCUGCUCAACAACAACUUGCUAACGAUCGUGGGCGCACUAAUUGGUUCUUCUGGUGCUAUCCUGUCUUAUAUCAUGUGUGUGGCCAUGAAUCGCUCUCUUGCUAACGUGAUCCUUGGUGGAUAUGGCACUACUUCAACAGCUGGUGGAAAGCCGAUGGAAAUAACUGGCACUCAUACAGAAGUGAAUGUGGACAAUGCAGUUGACAUGAUAAAGGAAGCCAAUAACAUCAUAAUCACUCCAGGUUAUGGUCUGUGUGCAGCAAAGGCUCAGUAUCCUAUUGCUGACUUAGUGAAAAUGCUGAGUGAACAAGGCAAGAACGUCAGGUUUGGUAUUCAUCCUGUGGCUGGUCGUAUGCCUGGACAACUGAAUGUUCUACUUGCAGAAGCUGGUGUACCAUAUGACAUUGUCCUAGAAAUGGAUGAGAUCAAUGAAGACUUUCCAGAAACUGAUCUGGCCCUUGUCAUUGGAGCUAAUGACACAGUUAAUUCAGCUGCCCAGGAAGAUCCCAACUCUAUCAUUGCUGGAAUGCCAGUUUUAGAAGUUUGGAAAGCAAAGCAGGUCAUUGUAAUGAAGAGAUCUCUAGGUGUUGGCUACGCAGCUGUGGACAAUCCAAUAUUUUACAAGCCCAACACUGCCAUGCUCCUAGGGGAUGCUAAGAAGACUUGCGAUGCCCUGCAGGCCAAAGUGAGGGAGUCCUACCAGAAUUAAAUGCCUCUUGUUAAAAGAGGUAUACUACCCUUUGGCCAGUAUGAACAAAAGAAUCUAAAAAGUGUUACCUACAUCAGAAGUCAAUGGUGGUUCUUGAAACAAAGGUCUAUAGAAAGAAACAUUAAGGUUCAGAAACAAGGUGAAAAUUUAUCUGACAGUAUAUGGGGGUGGGGGACCUGAAGUGAGCUCACUUAGGGGGCCAAAAUGUGGAAUUUUAGAAUUCUUGAAUGCAGUGCAUUUCAGAGGAAUUUUCCCUUGGUAGCUAAAAUGACACUCAGGAAUUUGGAGGAUCUGUCCAUUUAGUUUGACAUGAGAUAUAAAGAAACAUGCAGGGCAGCUGCUAUAAUUUUUUUAAAAUAGGUUCUUUGGCUGCAAUUCUUGUUAUGGGUUCUAAGUGAACACAGAAUUCAGCUAAGUUGUUUUUCCAGAUCUCAGACCUCUAACCAGAUAUCGUACAUUUUGGCUGGCUUUUACUUGUGACAUUUUAAAAUAUUUUUUGUGCUGCUUUUGAAAUGCAUUUUGAUACAUUCUCAACCAACAUGUUUGUAAUGCUGGAAACGGGCAAUUUCUUGUCCAACAUACUUCAAAUGCUGGGGGGAAAAGAUGCAGUUCUAGACCACUGGUAAUACCUUUUUAAUUAUUAAGAAAAAAAUCAUGCGGGUAGCAAAGAAACCCAAUAAGCUUUAGAAAAGAAAAGGUUCUGAUUACUGGUCUUCCUUUUUUAAUUUAAGAUAAUAACUAUUGAAACUACAGUUCAGUGAUAUAUCACUGUUUUUAUGACUUCCAGUCCAGCCUUGAUUAUGUUUAGAGCACUUGAGUGGAAUUCAAAUGUUUGACUAAUAAAAUGAAUUUGUCAUGUUUGCAUAAUGAUGUAGCAACCGUGGUGACAGAGGCAAAAUAAAUAGCUGUAAUUGUGUUAGAAAGCCUUAACAUCUGGGCAAGACAGACUACUAUGAAGUGAGUUAAACUUAGCCCAACUUGACUGUUUAUAAAUCCUGAUUUUUAUCAUUGUGCUUAUUGUGACCUUCUAAUUUAAUAGCAGAUGAAAAUUAUGUCCAUUUAGCUACCUCCUGGUUGUUGUUUUUAUAGUGAGGUUCCCAUAAGUUGAACAUCACUAGAUAGCAGAAGGCUAAAUCCACCUAGGAGCUUCCAGGCCCAGUAAACCAAUCAAAGGGAUUAUUUUGCUCAGCUUCCAUUCAUUUCAGUGGGACUUGCUCAGAAAAUGCACUUGGAUAGAUUGUGCAGCAUGUUUUUAGAAAUCUAUCAUCAUUCCUGGCUCAGCAGAAAGCACCUAAUUAUCAAGAGGCUGUUCUGAUGCAUAAGAAUAUUUGAGCCACAGCAUUAUAAUGCAAAAUGUUGGGGCAGCUGUAUUUUAGUAGGAUCUGUUCGGGACCUUGAUUUCAUUAUACUGGGGCCAUACAUUUCUAAAAAAAACCCUAUACUUAAUGAGGGUCACCACACACAAUAAUACAAACAACAAGAUGAUCCAGAACUCUAUACAAAUGUAUAUUAAAUUCUCAUAGUUGCAGUGCAUCAUGCAAACAAUAAACAACCAUGCCAAUUACUAUGAGAUACCAGUAAGAGUCCGUUUUGACUAGAUUGAGUCUUUAUCAAGUUUGUAUAACAAAGCACUUUAAUUUGUAUUGUUUUCCAUUGUUUGUAUGGUGUUUUAAAUUAUGAGAAUUUAAUAUACAUUUUUAUAAAGCUCUGGGUCUUCUUUUGUGUAUUAUUUCCAUUCAUUUCUAUACAACCUGCACAAUAUGGUCAAGAAAAGGAGUGCUAUCAGAGAUAGUCUUGUAAUGUUUAGUGCUGCCUUAGAGGCUGCAGUGUCCAACCUGUUUAAAAUGUUGUCUUUCUUUUAAUUUGAUGAUAUACAAGCAGCUUGUAAAGAGGACCAGAAGUACCAAUGUUAACAUUUCCAUUGUUUAUAUUAUGGAACAUGAGAGAAUUAUUAAAAAUAAAUAAAGUGAACAAAAUCUGAA